Acyrthosiphon pisum (pea aphid) is the source of this 2164-nucleotide messenger RNA. RefSeq names its product 26S proteasome non-ATPase regulatory subunit 10. Gene Ontology annotation, biological process: innate immune response. Gene Ontology annotation, cellular component: cytoplasm. Bases 124 to 798 code for a protein of 224 amino acids. The record is from RefSeq and is a predicted model, not a curated record. Lineage: Eukaryota; Metazoa; Arthropoda; Insecta; Hemiptera; Aphididae. Gene Ontology annotation, molecular function: protein binding. The transcript is spliced from 5 exons.
UAAGUGACUAGUGAAUAUAUUAUUAUUUGUUAAUUGUUAUACCUACUGAGUAGGUACUGAAUAUAUUAUAUUAUUAUUAUACUUACUUAUUUAGUACUCAUUUAAUAUUUGACUAGACUAUUCAUGAUGGAUUUUGAAAAGGUAAAGGAAAAAACUUUUGAAGAUGCUCAUAAAGGUAAUGUUGACCAAGUUAUGAAAGCAGUUGAAGAGCAUUUGAGGCUGUUAAAAGAAGUGGACGUUAACAAUCGUUUGCUCCUUCAUUGGGCAGCACUUGGGGGCCAUGAUAGACUUGUACGAUAUCUUCUCGAAAAUGGUCAACCAGAAGAUUCUCGAGAUGACAUGCAAACUACUCCUCUUAUAUUGGCAGCAUCAGGUGGCCGCAUUGAUACAGUAAAAACUCUUAUAGAAUAUGGAGUAAAUAUUAAUGCAAAAAAUGAAGAAGGACAUUCUGCACUUCAAUAUGCAGCUUCAAAAGGUUGGACAGAAAUUGUCAGAUAUUUAGUAUCAAAAGGAGCUGAUGUUGAUAUUGCUGAUAAUAGAGGAGCAACACCAUUACAUAGAUGUGCAUCAAAAGGAAACAUGUCAGUGCUAAAAAUUUUAUUGGACUGUGAUAUACAUGUAAAUGCUAGAGAUAAUUAUGGAAACACACCACUCCAUUUAGCUUGUGAAGAAGGACGUGUACAAGAAGCUGGAUUAUUGAUUAAAAGUGGAGCUGAUAUCACUCUCAUAAAUAAAGAAAAAUUAACACCUUUUGAUUUGGCACCAUCUGAUAUACAAGGCAUUUUGAGAAAAAUCUAAAAUAAUAAAACUGUCUUGGGUGAGGAUCAUGUAAUAUGUUGUACAAUUAAUUUAAAAAGUGGAUAAAAAAGUGUUAAGCCAUUCAUCUAUCAUAAAUGGUAAAAGAGUCCAAGAAAAAUAACUGUAAAGUUAACUACCUAUGUACGUAGUUUGUCCCAAAAAGGUCCUAAGAAUCUUUGCAGAUAACCAAUAUUCUACAAUGCUGUUUCUUUUAGUGUAAUCUUAAGAAAAUUUUAAUUUAAUAUCAAAAAUUGUUUUACUUGAAAUAUUUUUUUUAGUAACUUUACGUUAACUUUUUUUAUAUCAAUUAUAUUCAUUAAAAUCAAACUUGAUUCCAAUGCCAACUUUUUCAUGAAAUUUACUUAAAUGUCUACCUUCAAGUAGAGAUUUGUGUUCAAUUAACUGGGUAAAUUGUUUAUUUUUUAUUAAUUGAAUUAAAUAAUUAAUUAUAUAUUGAUUUGUCAUGGAAGUCCUUAUAAUUGGUGUAUAUGACUUGGGACAUAUAUACUACAAACAACUCUAUAAGCUACCAACACUUACUAACCAAAUUUGAAGAAUUCCAGUCCCCAUUAUGUACUUAAAUCUGUUCUAUACCACGGGGCACGGGUUACUAAUAAAAUUAUUUAAUUUAAAGAAGUUCUAAAUUAUGUCCAUCUAAAUUUGUCAUUUUGAAUGUUCCCAUACAUAACAAUGUAGUAAACAACAUAAAAUUAAUUAUUAACUUAUGUUCCAAGCGAGUAUACCAGAUACUUUACACACUUUACUUGAAAACAUUUUUCUUGAACUUUUUGUCUGUUUUUCCUUCUUGCCUAACCUUGGUGCAAUACUGCAUUAUGAAAAUAUUGAUAAAAAUUAUUAUAAAUACUUAGUUUCAUGUUUAUUGACUAUUUAAUUAUGACUAUUAAAUAUAAUCUGUGAAGUUAAAAACAAAUGAAACACUAAUGAGUGUCUCUUAAGUAUUAGCAUAUUUGUUUUUGAAUCCCAUAAAAUACCUAUUAAUUAUCAUACUAAUAUAGUACCUAUGUAAAAAUAAUUAUAAUUUAUGUAUGAUUCUCAUGUUCACAUUAUGUGUUCUACAAAAUUAGUAAUUACAAUAAUAUGUAUACAUUUUCUGAGAUAUAUAAUAAAACAGAAUAAGUCUAAUUUGGUUAGGUUAGGUUAAGUGUUAACUAAAGUGUUAACAGUUGAAAACUAAAUUGUUUGUUAGUAAUAUACAAUAUGGAACUAAAAUCAGUCACCUACUCCAUAUUUAUUGUAAAUAAUAAUAAUAUAAUAUGUCUUGUAAUAAUUCUGAAAUGGACUUUGUUUAUAUUUAAAUAAUGAAUUAGUAUUGUGAUGAUAUAUUAUAUUUAAUUUAAGUAAACUA